AUGAGUAUCUUCCAAAGCAGGAAAACAGUCCUUCUUCAUGAUAUGACCUCUAUCCAGAAAUAUCUGAGAUAUGCUGCAGACUAUCAUGCUGAAUAUGCUAAGACUUGGAAAACGAUGGGCGAGAAUCUUUUCCAGAUGAUGACAGGACAAAACUCAGCUAUUACACCACAAAUGACACGCUUUUCAGAGAUUAUGGCUGAGAUCGGUCAAUGCCAUGAGCGUUUAGCUGCUGAAGAACUCAGAAACUCCGAAGAUUUUAAUGAUAUUAUUGAGAGAUACAACGUUCUCUACCGUACUAAUAGCGAACAUGUUGCUGCUAAGGAAAAGUAUAAAGCAGCAUGCGCAGCUCUCGAAAAGGCUAUUGAAACCGACAAAGCCGAGGAAUCUAGACCAGACUAUGAAGCAAAGCGCAAAGUUAAAUGCCAAAAUGAAAUUGAAAAGCAAAGAAGCAACAAAGCUCAGACACUUAAAGAUACAAUUUCAACAUUAGAAGCUCUUAUUGCAACAAGAACCAAAUACAGCGCGUUCAAAGUCAGGAGACUUAUUUCUGGCUGGAACCGCUUCGGCCAUGCUCUUAAGGUUGAAAGCCAGAACGAAAUCGACUUAAUUGCCAAAGCCCAAGAUGUUUUGGACGAAAUCAAGAAUACAAAGGUUGUCGAUCCAGAAAACUUAAAGAAUAUGGAGCGCGCAAUCGAAAGCCAUAUCGAGGCUGCCCCAGCUCCAGCAAUUGUUCCAACUCAGGAAACAUUUGAAGAAGCAAACAAAGCUUUCGAUGCUCCACCAGUUGAUGAGGAACCAUUAAACAUCCCAGAGCAGCAUCAGGCUCCAGAAAUUCCAGAAGAACCACACGAAGAGCCAAUUGAAGAACAUCAUGAAGAUCUAGUAUUACCAGACGAAGACUAUCAACCAGCUCCAGAAGGUGUUAAUCCAUUUGAGUAA
Molecule: messenger RNA, 939 nt
Organism: Trichomonas vaginalis G3
Lineage: Eukaryota; Parabasalia; Trichomonadida; Trichomonadidae
Exons: 1
Coding region: 1-939 (312 amino acids)
Source: RefSeq, a predicted model, not a curated record